Anopheles coustani is the source of this 2256-nucleotide messenger RNA. RefSeq names its product activating transcription factor 3 (gene Atf3). The coding region runs from base 1 to 2256 and encodes 751 amino acids. Gene Ontology annotation, cellular component: nucleus. Gene Ontology annotation, molecular function: RNA polymerase II cis-regulatory region sequence-specific DNA binding; DNA-binding transcription factor activity, RNA polymerase II-specific. Gene Ontology annotation, biological process: regulation of transcription by RNA polymerase II. The record is from RefSeq and is a predicted model, not a curated record. The transcript has 4 exons. NCBI's taxonomy places the organism in Eukaryota, Metazoa, Arthropoda, Insecta, Diptera, Culicidae.
AUGUUCAACUCGAACCUCAGUCUGACCGUGCCAUCGCUCCUGGUCAUGGAGGGUGGCACACCCCGGACGCCGGAGAUCCUGAACUCGCUCAUGGCCAUGACCAACCCGCUCGAGUAUGCGUAUCCCGUCAACACGUCGCAGAACUCACUGAACGACAGCCAUUCCAACAGCUCCGACUCUCCGCUGGACUCACCGGCUAGUCAUCACCAGCAGCAUCAAUCGCAGCAUCACCAUCUUCUUUCUGGCAAGACGCCGAGCGUACAGCAGACAUGCUCGCAACUAAUUAAAGAAGGUGUGAAGCUGUUGAUUCAGAACAAGCGAAAGCACAGCGGCGGAGACUCGAGCGACGGAAACGAGUCCAACACGCCCAAGGCGAAGGUGGCCCGGCGGCGGGAAUUGUCCAUGACGGACCAUCGGGAGACCAGCGAAGACGACAUGGAUUCGAAGGCGAGUCCUCGCUCCACCGUUGCGUUAACACCGGAAGACGAGGACCGGCGAAGGCGACGCCGUGAACGGAACAAAAUCGCCGCCACCAAGUGUCGCAUGAAGAAGCGCGAGCGCACGGUCAACCUUAUCCAGGAGUCGGAAACCCUUGACGCGCAGAACAAGGAGCUAAAGUCACAGGUGAGCAAGCUGGAAACCGAACGCCGCAAGCUGAUGGAGGUCCUGCAAGCGCACGGGCCAACGUGUGUCCACCAGAAGGGCUAUCAGCCUCUACCGUCGCUGUCCACCAUCACCGGAAGCGGUAGUACCGAGCUGGCUAACAAUGGCAGCAAUGGGAAGUAUCUGACCGAUCUGAACUACCUCGAUCCGGGCGGUAACCCCGAGCAGGGUAGUGGGGAAAUCAAGUACUCCGAGUGCCUGAAGUCGGUGGCUCCUAAUGGCUCGCCAAUGGAUGACUUCACCAAGCAGCAGGACGCUACCGGUUCGUUACUUCCACCUGGUUACUGCAAGCUCUCACCUACGGAGUCGACGAGUUUUCUUCUGGAUGGAAGCACGGAACUAACCGCAGACGGUGGCGAACCGUACCCUCAGCCAAAGCCUGAAUUCAUUCUCGGAUCGACCGGAACAUCCACUACAACCUCGGCAACCAACAACACCCGGCAGCAGCCGAAGACGAAUGGACGAGCGAAACCUGGACCGAAACCCCGGCAAUCGCGAGCUCAGCAGAAUUCCUCCACCAAGACUACUCCAACAACGGCAGUGACCCCAGCGACGACCAAUGUGACUUCCCUCAGCAACACGACUACCGUCAGCUCCUACAGCAACACCGGCAGCACCAACAAGGGAAAUCCUCUGAUCGCGGCCACUCUCAUGACCACCACACCCGCUUCCUCGCCCUCUUCCGUGGCUUCCCCCCUGACGGUGUCCAGUUCGGUGUCGUCGGUGGGCGUCAUGAAUCCAAUGGUGGGUCUCGGGGCACCCGACGACGACGACUUCAUCCUGAAGAGCGAACUCAUCGACACGAACAGCCCAUACACGACGGUUCAGAGCGCGGACCGGUUUCUCUUCGACGCAACGCUCGACCUGUACAACAACAACGCCCACAGUCCACUCACCGGUGGGCUCAACUGUGGGACUUCCCAGCAACACCACCAUCAUCACCUGCAACCACAAACGCAGCAGCAUCAACACCAGCAGCACAAUGGAAACCUCAACAACAACAACCCGAACCUGCUGAACGAAAACGACAAACUGAAUCACCUUAACGCGAUCAAGGAUAACACCUCCAACACGCUGCUGGAGUUCAGUGCCAGCUUCGACGGACUGAAGCCCAGCACGAUGGACUACACGCAACAGCAACCGAUGGACAACCAGCAACAUCAACAACACUCGAACGGAAUGCACCAUCAGCAACAGCUCGGAAGCUUACUGGGAGGUGACCCAACGCUUGGCCAUCUUAUCCAUCACCACCACCAGCAGCAGCAGCAGCAGCAACCGCAACAGCAGCAUCACCAUCAACAUCACCUUCAACAGCAGCAUCAGCAACACCAGCAGCAUCUCAAUCAACAGCACCAGCAUCAUCUUCAGCAGCAACAUCAGCUGCAGCAGCAACUUCAACAACAUCAUCUCCAGCAGCAACAGCAGCAGCACCAGCAGCAGCAACACCAGCAGCAGCUCGUCAACUCGGCGCUGGACAUACUCGGUCCCGUAACGAAUGAUUUCCUACUCUUUGGCGACGACGACCCGAGCGAAGUCGCCGACCUAGACAGCACGAUAACGGCGUACAACAGCAUCAACGGGUGUCUAGCGUGA